Molecule: messenger RNA, 1489 nt
Organism: Striga asiatica
Lineage: Eukaryota; Viridiplantae; Streptophyta; Magnoliopsida; Lamiales; Orobanchaceae
Source: the annotation of a GenBank genome assembly
GUUAUUAUUUUAAAUCCAACCUUUGACGUGUAAUAAACUAUAAUAAUGACGCCAGAAGCCACCUAAUUUUGUCUCUUUAAACUAAAAAAUAUCCUGUCAUUCUCUCCCAAUAAUUCCCUUGUGCAGUACCAAACUGUUCUUUCUCACGCACACAACACAAUCAGCAAAGUACAAUGGCGAUGGCGACUGCCUUCUCCAGCUCUUCUUUCACUGUAUUUCACUCUAAACGCUCUGAAUCAUCCCUCCCUCUUUCGAGUUUUUGCAUUCUUCCGUCAAAGUCCACUCUCUACCUUCCAGUCGGGUUGCGUUUUGAUUCUUCCAGUCAGAGGCAUGUACUGAUGCAUGCCUCUAUUGAUGGGGUGGAUUCGAUUGAUUCAAUUUCAUUGAAUUCUAAGCAGGAGAAUGAUUAUGUUCCAAUGCCCAUUGUUCUGAUAGAUCAAGACACUGAUCCUGAUGCAACCAUUGUGCAAGUUAGUUUUGGAGAUCGACUUGGUGCUCUUAUUGACACGAUGAAGGCGCUCAGAGACUUAGGCUUGGAUGUUUCCAAGGGAACUGUUACUACUGAGAACUCUGUCACUCAAACCAAUUUUUUUAUCGCACGACGGUCGACUGGACGCAAAGUUGAAGAUCCCGAUCUCCUGGAAAGAAUUCGUUUGACCAUUAUCAACAACUUACUUAAGUAUCAUCCAGAGUCCAGUGAGCGCCUUGCUAUGGGUGAAGCUUUUGGAGUAAAACCUCCAGAAGUAAAGGUUGAUGUUGAUAUUGCAACUCACAUACACGUUAAGGAAGAUGGACCCAGGAGAAGCUUGCUCUAUAUAGAGACGGCUGACCGACCAGGAUUGCUGAUGGAGAUGGUCAAAAUUAUGGCGGAUAUCAAUAUAAAUGUUGAAUCAGCCGAGAUCGAUACAGAAGGAUUGGUGGCCAAGGACAAGUUUCAUGUCAGCUACAGAGGAGCAGCCUUGAACAGUUCCUUGUCUCAGGUUCUCAUAAAUUGCUUACGUUACUACCUGAGGCGGCCAGAAACUGAUGAAGACAGUUACUAGAGGAACUGAGGAACUUUCUAUGAACACAAAGCUUCCAUGUAUGUGGUUGUGCGUGAAUAACCAAUUUCGUGGUUAUAUGCAACUUAUUAUCUUUGAAGAACUCGUAUAACCGUUAUUCAUAAACUCAUAAAAUUGAAUCAUUGAAAUGGGACGAAACAUUCUAAAGUUUUGGAUACAACAAACUUGUGUUGUUAUUCAGAACUUCCUGUAACUGCUUUAUGUAGUUGGUGUAUGCACUUUUAAUAUCGUUAUCCUUACACAUAUAUUGUACCUUUCAAGAAUAGACCAACCUUUUUCUUGGUUUAGGUCAAUAAAUAUGUUAAAGCCCCUGCAUAGUAAGUAGCUGCAAGUAUCACUUCAAGGAGACGAAGACUGUUGGGUUGUAAGAAAAAUAAGUAUUGUAUCUAUUUUAUGGUUUCAUUUUUUAAAUGGAAGAUUUAAAACUA